UCCGACGGCCAGGCCGUGCAGCUGUGCAGCCGGAGAAGCCGAAGGUGCGAGCUCGGGGCUGGGAAGGUGGCGACCGGUGAGCUCUUUCUUGGGGCAGAGCGCCGUGGGGUAAACCGCUGCAACCGCUACGGAGAAACGCUCGCCUUCCGGAGAGGAGAGUCUCUGCGUCUCCGCUGCCACCCACUUCCGGCGGCGAUCUCGCGAGAACCCGCUGUCUCGGCCUUCGCGGCACAACGAGCUUUGAUAAGCCGCUCUUUUAACGAAACGCAGCAGGGCCCACCCGAAAGAGAAAAUGGAAGGCGGCAUCACUGUCCACACCUCCCUACCAAGAUAUAUGAUAAAACAGAGAAACCAUGUCUUUUCUCCGAAUAUACCAAGAACUACCCUCUCUAUCGCUCUUACCUGCCCAGAGAGUCCUUCAAGCCCAAGCUGGAGUACCAGAAAGCGUCCGCGCCAAUGGAAGGCCUGACCACAUUUAGGAGAGAUUUUGGGCCUCACAGGGUGUUACCGGUGAAGAUCCACCAGCCCGACCCGUUUGUCCCAAGCGAAGAGGAUAUGGAUCUGCUCACGACGUAUAAACAAGAUUACAACCCGUACCCUGUCAGUCGAGUGGACCCCAUCAAACCUCAGGACAGUAAAUACCCACGCGGGGGCAAGAUGGAGUGUCUGCCUACUUACAAAGCUGAUUAUUUACCCUGGAACCAACCAAGACGAGAACUGCUUCGUGUGCCACACAGCUACCGGCCAGCGUCAACCAAGUUUGAUAGCCGAACCACACACCAGGAUGACUACUCCAUGAAGGGCCUGGUGAACACCAAGAGCUGUAAGCCUCCGGCCGCACUCAGGCUCUGUAACAUCCCCCUGGAGGAUCUGACAGACUACAAGAUGAGCUACGUGGCCCACCCCAUGGAGAAACGCUAUGUGUAUGAGCCGGAGAAGUUCAAGCCCUGUGAAAUCCCCUUUGAAAGCCUUACCACUCACAACGAGUCAUACCGGGGCCUGAUGGGGGAGCCAGCCAAGAGCUUGAAACCUCCAGUCAGGCCUAGUGUGCUAGACACGCCGUUCUCUAACACCAGCGAAUUUCGAGAUAAGUACCAAGCUUGGCCAACGCCCAGGAUGUUCUCCAAAGCUCCCGCCACCUAUGUCGCUCCUGAAGAAAAGAUGGACCUUCUGACAACAGUGCAGGCCCACUACACGUACCCUAAGGGUGCCCCAGCUCAGUCCUGCCGACCGGUGCUCUCGGUCAAGAAGGGUGGCCGCUUUGAAAGUUCCACCACGACCAAAGAGGACUUUAAGCAGUGGGUCGGCGUGCAGACCAAGCCAAUCAAGCCCGUCUCGCAGCUGAAACGUCCCACCGAGCCCUUGGACCACCUGACCACCACACGAGCCCACUAUGUGCCCUGCCCUCCCGUCACUACCAAAAGCUGUAAGCCCGCCUGGUCUGGCCUCCGACGGAAUAUCCCUGUGGAGGGCCAGACCACAUAUACCAUCAGCUUUACUCCUAAGAAAAUGAGCAGGUGCCUGGCUUCAUACCCUGAGCCUCCCGGCUACAUCUUUGAGAAAACAGAUGCUUUGGGGCACAGAAUAUACAGGCCAGUUUCCCAGACAGGCUCUCGGCCGAGCAGCCGUCUUUCUGUAGGUGAUUCAGAAAAUCCUAACCAGCAGGAGUUGACAGUGUCAGCUUGAUUUUGAAAGAUUGUAAUUUAGAAAUUGCAGACUACUUUUAAAAGCAGAUGAUUGAGUUAUUCGUUGGACAAAAAAAAAAAAAAAAAAAGAAUUCCCCAAAAUGAAAAAAAAGAAAUCUUCACCAUCGUUUCCAGCACACUUGAAUAAAAUGAGAAUCACUUGACUCAAGGAAAAUGACAUUUAAUCACUGGGUCUGGAUGCCUGCCCUUACGUGGUAAAGAAGCUGAGAGAGAUUGUGCAGCUUGCGGAAAGCCACAGAGCUUGGAGCACCAAGGCCAGGCUUGGAACCCAGGUCUUCCGUUUCAAGAUCCAG
Lagenorhynchus albirostris (white-beaked dolphin) is the source of this 1999-nucleotide messenger RNA. RefSeq names its product stabilizer of axonemal microtubules 1 (gene SAXO1). The transcript is spliced from 5 exons. Gene Ontology annotation, biological process: microtubule anchoring. NCBI's taxonomy places the organism in Eukaryota, Metazoa, Chordata, Mammalia, Artiodactyla, Delphinidae. Gene Ontology annotation, molecular function: microtubule binding. The record is from RefSeq and is a predicted model, not a curated record. Gene Ontology annotation, cellular component: axonemal microtubule; ciliary basal body; cytoskeleton. The annotation marks the transcript as partial.